Cyclopterus lumpus (lumpfish) is the source of this 1798-nucleotide messenger RNA. RefSeq names its product spondin 2a, extracellular matrix protein (gene spon2a). The transcript has 6 exons. Bases 159 to 1160 code for a protein of 333 amino acids. Gene Ontology annotation, biological process: cell adhesion. Gene Ontology annotation, cellular component: extracellular matrix. The record is from RefSeq and is a predicted model, not a curated record. Lineage: Eukaryota; Metazoa; Chordata; Actinopteri; Perciformes; Cyclopteridae.
AAAGACGGAGAAUAGAGGGAUAAAGGCUGAUAAGGCUGCACCAGACAGCAGCUUACAGUGGAGGAAGAGAAGAAGCGAGUCGAGCCGUUUCCUCUGAGAUCCCAACAGGGUGAUUCUGCUGCAGCUUCUCUCUGUCAAUGACUUGCUGACCAACACAGAUGAAGUCAUCAGAGCACCUGACCUGCGGUUGGCUGCAGCAGCUACUCGUCGUACUUCUGAAGCUUUGUCUCACUUUUGCUGGGCCUUUGCGACCACUCAAUGGGACAGACUGCACAGCCAAGGGUCCUGCUUCCUACAUCCUGGUCUUUACAGGUCACUGGAGCCCACAGGCAUUCCCCAAGCAGUAUCCACUGUUCCGGCCCCCUGCACAGUGGUCCAAGCUCAUAGCGGUCAGCCAUAAUCGUCAUUUUCGUCUGUGGGAGCAUGGUGCUCCGGCUGGUGCAGGGGUGCAGAGCUUUUCCGAGGUCGGGGUUACGGUGGAGCUGAUGAAGGCGGCCAAGGAGGCCAGGAAGAGACGCGCGGUUGGCGCCAUGCACCGAACAGCCGGCAUCCCUAACGGCAUCGGGCACAGCUCCACGGAGUUGCUCAUGCAGCCCCGGGGCUCCCUGUUGUCCCUGAUGGUGAAGAUCAUCCCCAGCCCUGACUGGUUUGUUGGUGUGGACAGCAUAAACCUCUGCGAGGGCAGCCAGUGGAAACAGGAAGUGACCAUUGACCUCCAUCCUUAUGAUGCCGGGACAGACAGUGGAUUCACUUUCUCUUCUCCUAACUUCCCCACAAGCCCCCGAGAAAACAUCACAAAGAUCACAUCUGAGAUGCCGAACCAUCCCGCCAACUCCUUCUACUAUCCACGUUUAAAGGAGCUUCCACCUAUUGCCAGCAUAAGGAUCACUCAGCAGAGCAGAUCAUCUGACCGUCAAAUCCUUAUGUCCAAUCAUAUCCUGCCAAACUCUAUCAAUCCCCGGCGCUUCUUCGCGACCCCAUUGGACUGUGAAGUGUCUCUCUGGUCAUCCUGGGGUUUGUGUCUUGGUCCCUGCUCCAGAGGUGGUGUCCGCCACCGCACACGUUACAUCCUUUUGCGGCCGGCCAAUGCUGGCGUUCCCUGCCCUGAGCUGGAGGAGCAGGCUGAAUGCGUACCACGCAGUUGCAUGAGACUCCAGUAACCCACAGGGUGCACAGAUACGGCCAGUAUUCAACACUGGGACUCACUGCUGGACUGAGAAAUGUUGCUGCAUCUUGAGCAUCUCCUUGAUAAUGCAAAGGAUCUUUUGUUUUUGUCACAGUCAAAUUGUGGAAAGGAAAGACCUGCUGCCUUCCCUGUGCAGCCAGUUAGUAUUGGAGUGUACCCUCCUCUGGAUGUAUUGUAAUGACAAUAAAGGGAUAUUGAAGUCUGAGUGUAGCAGAACGGUGGGCAGUUAAUUUGUGUUUGAGAUAACACUUUGAAUGUUCAGAUAAAGUGUGAUUUUCUUUUUAAUCAAUUGUCGUGGAUGCAGAAUAGAAAAAUUGAGGGGAAGAUGAAUGAGAAAUGUGUUCCCUGUUUGAGACUUCUUAUGGUUUAUUCGUCAUCAACUUAUGCAUUGAAUCUGUACACUGAUAGUAGCACACCAUAAUCACAACAGAGUCCUUGUACAGUGCAUACUUUUACGGGCACAGAGGGAUUUGUUUACAUAGGGAACCUAUACAUGCUUGGCACAUACAGCUCUUUCAAAAUAAGCUCACACCCCGAUUUAUAAAUAUCACCUAAUAACUGACUUGGGGCUUUGAAAUAGCCUACAGAAGCCGGACUAUUUUAUAAUAAGAU